AUGGAACCAUUUCUUAUCGAGGUCCCUAUUGGAAAAGAUGUUAUGGAGACUCUCAUCAACUUAGCUCGUAGUCAACAAGCUGGAAUAACCGUGUUGAGUGGUUUUGGUCUUGUUUCUGAUGUUACACUUCUUGAAUCGAUGCCUUGCACCCCUGCUUUCCGCGUCGAAGGAUUGUUCCAUAUGACAUCCCUCUCCGGAACUUACAUCAAUGCUGACGGCGUUCAUGUUCCUCCUCGGUUCAUGAGAACCAACCCAACAUAUUCCUCUUUCUCCAUUAUCUUCUCCGGCACUCAUGGACAACUGUAUGGUGGAAUUGUUGGAGGAAGUAUUAAGGCUGCUGGUGUUGUUUCGAUUACGGCCAGUCUUUUCAAGAAGCCGUCAUUUCAUAGGAUGGGUGUCGUCAAUGGAAGUGUUCGUGAAAUAACGGAGGACGAUCCAAUAUAUGAUAAGGGUUUUAUCAUGAACUUUGAUCAGGGAUCUUAUGAACGCAUCACUCGUACUAGCUAG
Molecule: messenger RNA, 507 nt
Organism: Medicago truncatula (barrel medic)
Lineage: Eukaryota; Viridiplantae; Streptophyta; Magnoliopsida; Fabales; Fabaceae
Product: AT-hook motif nuclear-localized protein 28
Exons: 1
Coding region: 1-507 (168 amino acids)
Cellular component (GO): nucleus
Molecular function (GO): DNA-binding transcription factor activity; minor groove of adenine-thymine-rich DNA binding
Source: RefSeq, a predicted model, not a curated record